AUUUAAUUCAAGAUGAGACCCAACUGGGCCCUUGGUUUAGUGACCCUACUCGUAAUAGGCUAUGUAUACGCUGGUGUACAGCAAGCAUCCAAUGUCAAAGAUGUGAAUAACUUCUUGGAUAAAAACAGAAAUUCAGUAGCUGCACUCUUUUUCUAUGAUAGCAGCUUGGACGAAGGAACUGAAUCUGGAUUCUGGAGUGGAGUAGCCACCUCAGUUAGCAAUAUCUUCAAUCAAGAGGAUGGAGGAGUCCCUCCAGAACAUCAAAAUACCGAUAUCGAGAAGAGGAUCAGCGAAGAAGCUGACCUGAUGCAAAUUGAUGUAAGCAAAGAAGAAUUGCGCGAACUUCAAAACCAGUUCUCAAUCACUGCUAUCCCAUAUGUUGUUAUCUACGACAAAGGUGUAAUAGUUUUGAGCGAAGUUUUGGACGAAAAUACUCACGAGAAGGCUGUUCAAAUUCUUGAAAACAACAGACCUGGUUUUACUGUUGUUCCUCGAAGAGUUAAAUUAGCUCCUCAGGAACCUAUUAUUACUGAUGAAAGCCGUCCAUUGCUUGUUCUUGGACCAACCCCUUCUCCAGUCCAAUAUGCUCAGCCAGCAACAGCUCAAUCACAAGAGACUGCUCAGGGUCCAAGACAAGUGACUCUUGCUCCUGGAGAGACUCGUACUCAAGUAGUAGAGCAUCCAGCAUCUAUCCAGCAAAGAAUUAGUGGAAGCAGAACUCAGCCAACUGUUACUCUAGAGGCUAGACCUCUAUCUCCUGAAUUUCAGAAAGAGAAAUGCCAUGUUUCACCUCCUCCUUCUCAUCCAGCAAGUAGUUCAUCAGGAUAUAUUUCUGAAUUAGAAGAUUAUGAAAUUCCUGAAUCUUGGCUGGCAUCAGGAUACUCCCCACUCUCAGGAAAUAAUGCUGAAGAAAUUGAUUAUAGCCGUAGAAUCCAGUUAUUUGAUCCAGAAAAUAUCACUCAUGAGACUUCUGAUGUCAGAGAUGUAUACACUAUUCCUCAACCAAUCACUCCUGAACCUUUCUUCUUUGAAGAAAUUCCAGCUCCAGUGCAACUUGCACCAAAAGAACUUUCCCCACAGAGAUUGUCUUAUUAUCAGAGGAUCAACCCAGCUCCAGAAAUAGUUGAGCCCCCUAGACAUUCAGUAGUUCAGUGCAAGAUUUCUCCUCCAGAAGCUAGAGUUGCCAAACCAGAAGUUAGGAUUGCUCAGCCACAUGUAAAUGUUCCUCAACCACAAGUUAGAAUUCCAAAACCUGAAAUCAGGACUCCCAAGAUAGGAAUAAAAGCCUCCAAGCCACAAGUGAGAGUCGCUCAACCAGAAGUAAAGGCCGCUCCAGUAGUAAAGACAGAUUCUCCGAGGAAAACUUGCCCAUCUGGAGCCCAGGCUCAUAGAGUGAAUAAUAUCCGAACAAAAUCCCAGUAA
This is a messenger RNA of Moneuplotes crassus, 1422 nucleotides long. The record is from the annotation of a GenBank genome assembly. Lineage: Eukaryota; Ciliophora; Spirotrichea; Euplotida; Euplotidae.